Molecule: messenger RNA, 1452 nt
Organism: Penicillium waksmanii
Lineage: Eukaryota; Fungi; Ascomycota; Eurotiomycetes; Eurotiales; Aspergillaceae
Product: PPIL4 family peptidylprolyl isomerase
Exons: 2
Coding region: 1-1452 (483 amino acids)
Biological process (GO): protein peptidyl-prolyl isomerization
Cellular component (GO): nucleus
Molecular function (GO): RNA binding; peptidyl-prolyl cis-trans isomerase activity
Source: RefSeq, a predicted model, not a curated record
AUGAGUGCCCUCCUGGAAACCUCCUUGGGCGAUAUCGUCAUUGACCUGCUGGUCGACGAGUCGCCCAAGGCCUGUGAAAACUUCCUCAAACUUUGCAAACUCAAAUACUACAAUUUCUCCCCGAUCCAUACCGUUCAAAAAGGCUUCACCCUCCAAACCGGCGAUCCACUUGGUCCUGGAGCCCCGGAAAGCGAUGGCGGCUCUUCCAUUUGGGGUGUGCUGGACGGCCCGUCGAAGAGAACCUUUCCAAUCGACCUGCCGCCGAAGCUCAAGCACACCGAACGCGGUACGGUGAGCAUGGCAACGGCUGCAGCCAAGAACGACCCCGACCAGAGACUGGCGGCAAGCCAAUUCCUCAUUACUCUGGGCGACAAUCAGGAUCAUCUUGAUGGGAAAGCGGCUAUAUUUGGAAAAGUUGUUGAGGGCUUCGAUGUAUUGGAGAAGAUUAACGAGUCAUUCGUGGAUGAACGUCAACGCCCUUUGAAGGAUAUUCGAAUUCGCCAUACAGUCGUGCUCGAUGACCCUUACGAGGAUCCCGCUGGGUUGGUUGAGCCACCAGAGAGCCCGGUGCCAUCCAAGGCCCAAUUGGCUACCGUGCGCAUCGCGGAUGAUGAAGAACUCGACGAUAAUAUGGACGAGGAGGCUAUGGAGAAUUUGCGCCGGGAGCGUGAAGCUCGCGCGCAGGCAUUGACUUUGGAAAUGGUGGGUGAUCUGCCAUUUGCCGAUGUCAAGCCGCCGGAGAAUAUUCUCUUCGUCUGUAAACUGAAUCCUGUCACACAAGGUAUGUCAUAUUGUAUCCUUAUAGCGGGAAUGACGCGGCUAAUUGAAACUCUAGAUGAGGAUCUUAACCUGAUCUUUAGUCGCUUUGGUACAAUCCUCUCAUGCGAAGUGAUUCGUGAUAAGCGUACCGGCGACAGUUUGCAAUAUGCAUUUAUCGAAUUCGAUAAUCAAAAGGACUGUGAGCAGGCCUAUUUCAAGAUGCAGGGUGUGCUUAUCGAUGACCACCGCAUCCACGUCGAUUUCUCCCAAAGUGUCUCCAAACUCUCAGAGAGCUGGCGCAACGCUACUGUCACCAAGCGCCGCCAUCGAGGUGGCUUCGGUGGUGUUGAUGAUCUUGAACAGAAACGCCAGUAUCGUGAAACAGACGAUGCCCCUUCAUAUGAGGAUGAUGAGUCGUACAACAUGCUUUUCGACAAGUCCCGCAAGAACAAGGCCCAGCCAUCCAACCAGUCAUCCAACCAGCCAUCCAACCAGCCAUCCAAACCUGUUCAACCUCCUCGUCGCAACGAUCGUGACCGCAGCCCCCGACGAGAACGGGACCGCAGUCGCGAUCGAUACCGUCGGCGAUCAAACAGUCGCAGUCCACGCCGAGACUCGCGACGUGAUCGGGAUCGCCGAGAUGAUCACCGAGAUAACCGACACCGAGAUGAUCGGUACGACCGGCGACGAUGA